CUCAGCCCUUCCGACAACCUUGCUGGAGGCAGGGGUUUCUUCGUAUCAUACAAUGAUUGGCUUCGCACUGAUAAUGCUACACAAAUAAUUAAAAGGAGUGGGCAAUCCGCAAUAUUAUACAUCCCAGGAUCCAUACUAGCUAGCAUGAGGUUGGGGCGUGGUGAUCUACUAGCACCAACACCAGAACUGCUGGAUCCCAGGGACUUCCCGCGUUCUUGGAGGCAGAUGGGUGGUCACAAGGAAGCGCCUACCAGUUCUGGCUACCUAUGCCAAGAGCAAAUACCCCGGUAUGACUAGAGUCUGUGUUGCUAGGCUUGCUAUCGCCUUACUCGAAAGAACCAGCAAAUCUACGGUACCCCGCACAUGUAUGUGAAGUCCUGGUUGGCUGUGGCUGCAAUCGGCUGCGAAAGAAGCUUCAAGCAUUGAAGUUGGCUUUCUCUACAACCACGUUCUCUCAACUGGUGCAGCUGCUGUAUCCUCCACUUUGCAGCCAAUCCAAGGGCUGCUUUGUAAGGUGUCCUUGUCAUUGGUCGACCUCGAAGCGAAACCCUAACCCCAAUCUAAACGAAUGUCUGACCGUGAUCGAAACGGCCAAUAGGACUGGAUUUUUCGCUUACCGUGUUACUCAAAAUCUCCACGCCAAAACUGAACGGCUCUGGAGCUACCAAAUGGCUAUUUCAUUAGAGCUAAGGAUUAAAUUUUGCGAGAGAAAUAGCAUACUUUCUCAUAAAGAGAUACCUUCAACAUAUUCAUUGCUGUAUACCCCUAUAGAUGCAGUUCCAGAAAUCCGACAUUGAGGAGUUAUUAGACAGUGCCAAACGGCACUAACAGUACAUUCUCGAGGACCAACCAAGUCGAAGGACGGUUGCCUCCGAAACAAAGACAGGGUUCUCGCCGCGAAGGACGAGCAUUUGCAAGAAAGAAAGAAAAACUGGGCAUCUCAACUCAAUCACUAACACUGGACACCAAGCUGCAUAGCUUUGAACGCGACAAUCUACACUUCUUCUAUUGGUCUUUUAGCUGGCCUAAUAUCAUACAAUACACAGCACAUCGGGUGAGCAUUAUUCAUUGAAGGAGACUUUUGGCAAUGCGCGGUUAUCCUUUGCAGAGAGAUCGUGGAGCUUUUCUGUAGCGAGCACUGGAUCGUGUCGACCUCCAUCCAUCCUGAGGCAACUUUUCAGGGAAGCAAUGCGAGGAACUGCAGAAGAAGCUGACAAUCUUGAAGAAGCAAUGCAAGAUUGAACCGCAUGUGGUCCUUAGGCCAUGCUAGAUACCCUCUAGCGAUUGGCCUUAUGGAUCCACGAUCUUCUGAAAGAUACAGUGAUGGGUAGCAUAUCUUUGGGUGGGAAUACCACCCAAACUACCAGCCCUAGAGUGGAUCUUCCUGGUCAAGAUUCUCGACGACCGCUUGGGAAACAUAUCCACUCUUUGGAACAUCACUGUUAUCUCAGAUUCGCUUCCCAUUAGUCUCAACAAGUUGCUCCCCAUCUACCCCUCCAAGAAAGCAUUGGAUAAUGCAAUGGGCGUAGUUCUGGAAGACUGACUCAGGAUGAAUUAUGAGCGACGGAAACACUUUGAUUGGAAACGCCAUGGUUGGACAUGCCAUGGACACUGAGGUGGGAACCACAAAGGGGGAGACCUAUCUUGCUGGGGAUGAGGAGAUCGUGAUUGCUCAGGAAGAGGAACGCAUCAUGUCGGGGGAAGUGACUAGUGAAGAGGAUGAGAAAGUGGAACAGCACAUGCUGACUGUUGCAUUGGUCAACAGCGUCGUAGAAACUUCAGCUCCUCAGAGUCCAGCGACAGGGGGCAACAAGUCGCAGGACGAGUCAAAGCAGCGUUAUAGCUUGAGAAAGCGAAGACGUUCCGGGGCAUCCUUGGAACGGCCCAGUGCCAAUCCUGGUACUGCCAAGGCCGCACAAACAAAACGACCGCCAAUAGCAACAACCAAACAAUCUGCACCGAUAACACCAGCUCCGGCGUCUCUCCGACAACCCACAACAGCUAGUAAACAACCAAUAGCAACGCCGAUAGUCAAGACAGAAGCUGUCCCUGCUUGCACUGUAGCAGUGGCAGCUGCACCCCUUCCCGUUCCCUUGGGUGUUGCAUCAGUUCCAAAAGCAUCUUCCCUCCCUCCAGCUCUACAACCUCCCCUCCGACCAAAGAUUCCACCCAUGCCUUCUCCCAGAGCACCGGCAGCGGCUACAACAGCUCGAACCAACGACAAGUCAAAGCGAUUAGUUCCUGCGACACGAGUGAUAGUAUCAUCCCAACCGUUGACCCCCAACCCGGCCGCCACGGGCGUGCCAAAUCCACUCAUCAAUCCGCUUCCAGCAUCCAACUCGCCGUCCAUGGCAGGCAAAGAAGCACCGGAGAACGCGACGCUGGAAGCAGCGCCAGCGUUCAAAGCUGGAACAAAGCUUACCGUUCCUUGUCCUCUCCCACCUGCAACGUUCGAGAACAAUGUGCAACAAGGUGUCGUCAAUCGACCGCCACCUACCGUCAAGUUUGACACCGAACCGGUCCAAGAAAAGAAGAAAGUCACCAUUGCACCCGACCUUCCCCCGUCUCGUGGCAGAAUCUUCUCCAUUGAUCUAGAUCCUGCGUCGCUGGAUUUCUCCGUGUUGGAUACCGGCGAGUCUGGAACUCCUGCGCCAGCUUCUGCGGACCUGCCGCUCGUAACGGGUGGCGGACGUGACCGUGCUUUCUCGUUUGAGUGUUUUGCUUUUGGUAUCAACGCCGAUGAGCCCCUCCCGCCUCUGGGCGCGGAACACGAAACGUCGGAUCCCCAUCAGCACCUUCUUCCGAGACCACGAGGAGACUCCAUUAUCUUUGAUCCCACGAGCUUCCAGGAGGGCGGCAUUCAUGAGGAACGUGCUCUCAAGACUAGAGAAAGCCGGGGGUUGUCCAUCGAUCUGAACACCAAUGCAGAUAUCAUCCCUUCGGCCCCACCUGCCCAAGACUCUGUAUCGUUUGCUAACCAUCCGGGAUCCGUGGAGCACGGACAUGCUCCAGCAUCUGUAGCGUCCAUGCCUGCCGCCCCCGCAAACCAGCCACCACCCACACAACCUCACCCUGUGCCACAUUCUACCCUCCCCGACAGCGCUCCUUCCAGUGUGCGAAUGGGAGUGGCUCAGCAUCCUCACCACCACGCUCGUCCUCACGCAUCGGCGGCGCCGCCUCCGCACCAUCAUCAUCCCGGAGCAUAUCAUCACCAUGCCCCGCCACCUGGUUCCAACGCAGUUGUUCCUAAUCCGGCUGCCCCUCCGGCAGUGGUUGCUUCCUCGGCAACUGGGUCGGCCGUGUCCAUUAUUGGUUCCUGUGCUUCGUCUACCACGUUGCAAAUGGAGUUGCUGAACAAGGAUGGGAGGAUUGGCAUCUACCUUCCGGAAGCUCGAAAGGAACGCAUUGCUCGUUUCCAUGCCAAGAGGAAGAUGCGUAUUUGGCGCAAGCGAAUCAAGUACGAUUGUCGCAAGAAGCUGGCCGACAGCCGUCCGCGUAUCAAGGGUAGAUUUGUCAAGCGAACGGAUAAUGAUUAAACAUGCCCGUUUUGCUUGGUUCAAUCGAUGCUUCUUCUUGGUAGCCGGUGUUGCCAUAACGACGCAGAAACUAUCAGCUAGAGUUGCAAAGGGCUGACUGAGUAACUAAUUGUUUUCUACUCUCUGCUCAAACGGCAUGAUCGCAAGAAUGCAUCAUCGGACGAGAAAUUCAGAACAUGGACUAUGGUUGACUAGCUUUUGGUUAAUUUCUGUAACUUUCAACCUUUCUGAUGCCUACAGUACACUGAGUAUUGCAGAGCUUGUGUCGGAUUGUUUUCAUAGCUACUUCCUUUUCCCUGAGAAACAAUAAUACUGUCCACCUCCAUUGCUCCAUGUAGUAAUAUCUCCUUAUUACAGAUAGAUUAUUUCAAAAACGCCCAAAAGGACGCUCCAGUGGAAAGGGAGUAGACAACGUUGGUUGACAACCCCAAGACAAUCGAGGACCAGACCAAAGUCAACGUCAAAGACUUGUUAUCGAGGGUUGUGUAAUCGUACUUGAUUCCCUUCUUUUCCAUUUCGAAUCGAUUGAAAGCCCAAUCGUUGGGGUUGGCCAAAUAAAAGUCCAUGUUUCCCUGUCCUUCCAUUCGGUCGCAUUUUUCACUGGCCAUGAAUUUGAGUACGGCUUGUUCGUAAUCGGCGGCCUUGAAGACGCGGUUGUAAAAGGGAAUGGGUCCAUGGAGGAGGAGGGUCUUGCCGGCGCCAUAUCCUGCCUCGGGGCCUUCUUCGGGGCUGCUGGGAGCCCAUUUUUCACCGUCCCACUUGGGUGCCAUGGAGAGACUGCUGGUACUACCAGUAGUGCGCUGUUGCACAGGAGCAAAGGCGGCGCAAACGCCCACCAACAAGGCGGCCAGGAUGAUUCGAGUGGUCAUGGUGGAUUAAUUUCUAGCGUGGGAUGAACCAGCAAUUGAAAGAAAAAGAUGGCA
This is a messenger RNA of Seminavis robusta, 4459 nucleotides long. The record is from the annotation of a GenBank genome assembly. Lineage: Eukaryota; Bacillariophyta; Bacillariophyceae; Naviculales; Naviculaceae.